AUGAAGCCGGUGGUGUCUACAUUUCAAGCAUACUGUUGCUUUGUCACAUCUGCAUUUGGCAUUGCCAUUCUUUCAGUCAUUGGUUACUUGUUUCAAACGAAUAGUGAAUCGUUUAUGGGAUCGAUAAAUGACCCCGAGGAUGGACCUGCUGUUGCCAAAACUGUGUUUGGUGCUGUAUUUGUGUAUAUGGCUUUCUUUGUUUUUUGUGGGUUGCAGAUAUUGUUGAUCAAGAGACAGUCGAGGAUCCAAUUAUGA
Lodderomyces elongisporus is the source of this 255-nucleotide messenger RNA. RefSeq lists its product as uncharacterized. Gene Ontology annotation, biological process: nucleic acid metabolic process. The transcript has a single exon. The coding region runs from base 1 to 255 and encodes 84 amino acids. The record is from RefSeq and is a predicted model, not a curated record. Lineage: Eukaryota; Fungi; Ascomycota; Pichiomycetes; Serinales; Debaryomycetaceae. Gene Ontology annotation, molecular function: RNA endonuclease activity.